AUGUCCUCCUAUGGCAAACUCGACGAGUAUGAGCAAGCGAGACUCGAGGCAAGUCGAAAGACGAGAAAGAGAAUCGCCAUUAUCGCUAUAUCUUCCAUCGUUCUCGUCUGCAUCGUGGUCGGAGCCGUCGUAGGAACCGCAGCAAACGGUAACGGCAAGAAACCGUCGUCGACGGAAGAUAACGGAGACUCAAUCUCCGUCUCCGUGAAAGCCGUCUGCGACGUUACAUUGUACAAAGAGAAAUGUUUUGAGACCGUUGGAUCGGCUCCAAACGCGAGCAGAUUAAACCCGGAGGAGCUAUUCAUAUACGCCGUCCAAAUCACAAUCGCGGAGCUCUCAAAGGCUCUCAACGGAUUCUCCAACAACGAGCACAUGAAUAACGCCACGUCAGCAGCAAUGGGAGCUUGCGAGGAGCUUAUCGGUCUAGCCGUUGACCAGCUCAACGACACGACGACUUCAAUCAAAGAGAAAAAGACGACGCCCUUGAAGAGCGUGGACGAUCUAAGGACGUGGCUUAGCUCCGUGGAAACGUAUCAAGAAACGUGUAUGGAAGCGUUGAACGAAGCUAACGAACCGAGCUUGACGACUUACGGAGAAAACCACUUGAAAAACUCGACGGAGAUGACGAGCAAUGCGUUAGCGAUCAUAACGUGGCUAGGGAAACUCGCAGACACGGUCAAGCUAAGACGUCGUCGUUUGAUGGCAACUGGUCAUGAUGUCAGCACUUUUGACCUGGCGAUGAUGGAAGGACGGAGGCUUCUAGAGAGAGGUGGUGAUUUGAGGAAGAUAGCGACGAUCGUGGUGGCAAAAGAUGGCUCCGGGAAGUAUACGACGAUAAGUGAGGCUUUAGAGGAAGUGGAGGAGAAGAAUGAGAAGCGGACGAUCAUAUAUGUGAAGAAAGGAGUGUAUUUAGAGAAUGUUAGGGUUGAGAAGAAGAAAUGGAAUGUUGUGAUGGUUGGAGAUGGACAGAGUAAGACUAUUGUCUCUGCUGGGCUCAACUUCAUCGAUGGAACCCCAACGUUCCAAACCGCCACAUUUGCUGUGUUUGGAAAGGGGUUCAUGGCUAGGGACAUGGGUUUCCAAAACAGUGCUGGUCCAGCCAAGCAUCAAGCCGUAGCUCUAAUGGCGAGUGCUGACUUAGCCGUGUUCUACAGAUGCACCAUGGAUGCUUUCCAAGACACGCUCUACGCUCAUGCACAGCGUCAGUUUUACCGUGAGUGUGACAUCUUUGGAACGGUUGAUUUCAUAUUCGGAAACGCUGCGGUUGUGUUCCAAAAUUGCAAGAUCUUGCCUCGUCGUCCCAUGAAAGGCCAGCAAAACACCAUAACCGCUCAGGGAAAGAAAGAUCCGAACCAAAACACCGGAAUUUCUAUUCACAAUUGUUCCAUCUUGCCUUUGGAUGACCUAACCGAUAUCAAAACGUUCCUAGGCCGGCCUUGGAAAGAUUUCUCUACAACGGUGAUCAUGAAGUCGUUCAUGGACGGAUUUAUCGACCCGAAAGGUUGGUUACCUUGGGUGGGAGAUACUGCACCAGACACGAUCUUCUACGCCGAGCACUUAAAUUCCGGGCCAGGAGCCUCGACAGAGAACCGAGUUAAGUGGAGAGGGUUAAAGACUUUUUUAACAAAGAAGGAAGCGAAUAGGUUUACGGUUAAACCUUUCAUUGACGGUCAUAUGUGGUUGCCGGCUACCAAAGUUCCAUUCAAAUCUGAUUUUUGA
Messenger RNA from Eutrema salsugineum, 1719 nucleotides. RefSeq names its product probable pectinesterase/pectinesterase inhibitor 46. The coding region runs from base 1 to 1719 and encodes 572 amino acids. The transcript is spliced from 2 exons. NCBI's taxonomy places the organism in Eukaryota, Viridiplantae, Streptophyta, Magnoliopsida, Brassicales, Brassicaceae. The record is from RefSeq and is a predicted model, not a curated record. Gene Ontology annotation, biological process: cell wall modification. Gene Ontology annotation, molecular function: pectinesterase inhibitor activity; pectinesterase activity.